GUCUCUGCCUAAAUGGGUCCAGUGAUGCCUCCCAGUAAGAAGCCCGAGGGCUCGGGAAUUAGCGUUCCCAGCGGACUGAGCCAGCGCUACCAAGACAGCGAUUUAUCGAAGGCGCUUCCCGACGAUGAGGACCUGGACUUCUCUUUGCCUGCCAUCCGAUUAGAAAAAGGGGCCAUGGAAGAUGAAGAACUGACUAAUUUGAACUGGCUGCACGAAAGCAAGAACUUGCUGAAAAGCUUUGGGGACUCGGUGCUGCGGAGCGUCAGCCCCGUGCAGGACGUGGGCGACGACACGCCGCCGUCCCCCGCGCACUCGGACGUGCCCUACGACGCCAAGCAGAACCCCAACUGCAAACCUCCUUACUCCUUUAGCUGCCUCAUAUUUAUGGCCAUCGAGGACUCGCCAACCAAAAGACUGCCCGUAAAGGAUAUAUACAACUGGAUCUUGGAACACUUUCCGUAUUUUGCAAAUGCACCCACUGGAUGGAAAAAUUCUGUGAGACAUAAUCUAUCCUUGAAUAAGUGUUUUAAGAAAGUGGACAAAGACCGAAGCCAGAGUAUUGGAAAGGGGUCCUUGUGGUGUAUAGACCCAGAAUAUAGACAAAAUCUUAUUCAGGCUUUGAAAAAGACACCCUAUCACCCAUACUCGCAUGUGUUCAAUACACCUCCCACAUCUCCUCAGGCAUAUCAAAG
Nothoprocta perdicaria is the source of this 692-nucleotide messenger RNA. RefSeq names its product forkhead box protein N3. The transcript has 2 exons. The record is from RefSeq and is a predicted model, not a curated record. The annotation marks the transcript as partial. NCBI's taxonomy places the organism in Eukaryota, Metazoa, Chordata, Aves, Tinamiformes, Tinamidae. Gene Ontology annotation, molecular function: DNA-binding transcription factor activity; cis-regulatory region sequence-specific DNA binding. Gene Ontology annotation, biological process: regulation of DNA-templated transcription. Gene Ontology annotation, cellular component: nucleus.